GUGUGAAGGGCGUUGGGUGGAGAUGGCCGACAACUCUAUCUACUCAACAUUAGAGCUGCCUGCUGCACCUCGAGUCCAAGAUGACUCCAGAUGGAAGGUCAAAGGUGGAGCUUGCUUAUCUACUCGAUAGCUCUCUGUCCUAGUGAGAGUACAGAAGCCACAGUUGCAAAGCCAAGGUUUCCCUUUAACUGGAGAACAAGUGCUCACCCUAAUCAGGAGAGGAACCUGUGUGGCCUGGGUUCCUGUCCCUCCAGGCAGAAGUGCUUCAAGAUACAGAGGUUCUUGCCUGAGCCUCUGCUCACGGCUCAAGGCUUUUGCUUUGGGUUGUGUCUCUGCAGCUGUCUUACACCGACCCUGUGUUUCCUACCUUGUGAUGGUGGCUUUGGGGCUUUUGACUGUGAUUCUCAUGAGUCUACUGUUGUACCAACGGACUCUGUGCUGUGGCUCCAAGGGCUUUAUGUGUUCCCAGUGCUCCAGGUGCCCCAACCUCUGGAUGAGGAACGGGAGCCACUGUUACUACUUCUCAAUGGAGAAAAGGGACUGGAACUCUAGUCUGAAGUUCUGUGCAGACAAAGGCUCGCAUCUCCUUACAUUUCCGGACAACCAGGGAGUGAACCUGUUCCAGGAGUAUGUGGGCGAGGACUUUUACUGGAUUGGCUUGAGGGACAUCGAUGGCUGGAGGUGGGAAGAUGGCCCAGCUCUCAGCUUAAGCAUUCUCUCUAACAGCGUGGUACAGAAGUGUGGCACCAUCCACAGGUGUGGCCUCCACGCCUCCAGUUGUGAGGUUGCUUUGCAGUGGAUCUGUGAGAAGGUCCUGCCCUGAAGGAUUCCACUGUGUCCCAAGCCUCAGAUCUGCCACAUGUCUUCAAAAAGAGGGAAUGGGCAUGGGGAACCUCUGUUCACAAAGGUGUCUUUAGCAAAUGCCAAACCUGUUAUGAUAUGCCAUUAGACAGGCGUUAGCAUUCCUUCCUGGGAGCUGGCAUUUUUCAACUGGGCUUUCUCAGUCAUGUUAGCCAUUUAAAGCCUAAAUCUGGGCAAAUGAAAUAGAUAAAAUUUAUUUUGAUGGCUCUUACUGCACAAACUCACCCUGGCUUUCUCAUCCCAUACUCUGCCAUAUCUAUCAAAGAUAUGUGCAAAACUAUUCAUCUGCAGAAGAACCCCCACCACGGUCAAUAACACAUUACAUAGACAUCGAGUAGAGACAGAAAAGCAAACACCUCCUGUUCUCACUCCUGCUUGGAAGCUGAAGUAGCUCAAGCCUGAGGUGUAGGGAGAAGUGCAGUGGUUACCAGAGUCCAGGAGACUGAAGGGAUGGUAGAGGUUGGUUAAUGGUUUGGCUGGUGUGGGGUGACCAUCAUGAUUAAUGAUUGUUGUAUGUUUGCCAAUAUGUUGUGAACUUCCGGAUAGCGAGGUGGAAGGACCGUGGGUGUUACCAAAUGCCUGCAGGAGAGAUGUGCUGAGAACCCUGACUGGAUGAUUUCCACACACAUUGAAAUAUCACACUGUGCCCCAUAAAUGUGUACAAUCAUUAUCUAUCCCUAAUUUCCCUAAAAAUUAAAGAAGUCCCAAUUAAAAUAAAAAAUACCUUUCUGCUA
Molecule: messenger RNA, 1595 nt
Organism: Rattus norvegicus (Norway rat)
Lineage: Eukaryota; Metazoa; Chordata; Mammalia; Rodentia; Muridae
Source: RefSeq, a predicted model, not a curated record